AUGCGUCUGUCCAUCAUCGCAGCAGCUCUUCCUUUGGCCUUGGCGGCCCCCGCUGCCGACAUGGCCCCUCUCAUGGUGCCGCGCGACGCGCAAACCAUUGAUGGCAAGUACAUUGUCAAGUUCAAGGACAGCUCGACCAUUGGCGGUAUGGAAGCCGCCCAGGCGACUGUGGGCGAGGUCCAACACGUCUACCAGGACGUCUUCAACGGCUUCUCCGCGCAGAUGACGGCCGAUCAGGUGACUGAACUGCGCAAGGAUCCGAAUGUCGAGUUCAUUGAGCAUGACUCCGUCGUCAGCAUCAACAACAACAACAUCGUCGAGCAGAAGGGGGCGACAUGGGGUUUGGCCCGCAUCUCAACCCGCGCGCUUGGCGCCACUUCAUACUUCUACGACCAUACUGCUGGAUCAGGCGCUUGCGUUGUCGUCGUUGACACUGGCAUCGCUUGGAAACAUCCCGAAUUCGAGGGCCGUGCUAGGCAGCUGAAGAGCGUUCUCGACGGCACUGUCGGCGCUGAUGGCCACGGGCACGGCACACACUGCGCCGGAACCGUCGGCUCCAAGACCUGGGGCGUGGCCAAGAAGGCGACCCUCCUCGGCGUCAAGGUCCUCGACGAUCGGGGCUUCGGCUCGGCCGGCACCGUCAUCGCUGGCCUGAACUUUGUCCUCACAGACAUCUCUGGCAAGAUCAACUGCCCCAGAGGGAUCGUCGUCAGCCUGUCCCUGGGCGGCGCCCGGUCGUCUUCCCUCAACGCGGCUGCCGCGGCACUGCAUCGAAAGGGCAUCGCCGUCGUGGUCGCCGCGGGCAACGCCAAUGUAGAUGCUUGCAACGUCUCGCCCGCUUCGGAGCCGAGUGCCUGCGCCGUCGGAGCCACUACUCGCGUCGAUGCCCGCGCGUACUUCUCCAACUACGGCCCGUGUGUUGACGUUCAUGCUCCGGGCGUUGAAAUCACCUCGACUUGGCUCAACGGCGGAACAAACACCAUUUCUGGCACUUCCAUGGCCGCGCCCCAUGUCGCCGGCAUCGCUGCCGGCUUAAUGGCCAACGGCGUUGUCAACGGCCAAGGAGCCUGCGAAUACAUCAAGGGCCUUUCCACCAAGAAUAUCGUGACCAACCUUCCCGCCAACACCAUCAACUCUCUGGCUUUUAGCGCCUCAUUCCGUGCGUCGGGCAAUUAA
Molecule: messenger RNA, 1176 nt
Organism: Cordyceps fumosorosea ARSEF 2679
Lineage: Eukaryota; Fungi; Ascomycota; Sordariomycetes; Hypocreales; Cordycipitaceae
Product: alkaline serine protease
Exons: 4
Coding region: 1-1176 (391 amino acids)
Biological process (GO): proteolysis
Molecular function (GO): serine-type endopeptidase activity
Source: RefSeq, a predicted model, not a curated record